AUGCUUCCUCAGCGAAUUGUAAGGGCUUCGGCUCUCCGGUCGGCAUCGCUGGCGUCGCUGGCAUCGCGAAGAUUACCCAUCAUCCAACAACGCACAUUCCUUCCAAAGUCACUUAACGAUCGCGCAGUCGUCGACGAGAAGUUCCCAGAUAGGCCAGUACUCACAGAUGCUGAAGAUCCGGGCAUGAAUGGUGGCUAUAUCAACCCCCCGGCCAUUAAGCGACAGUUUCGCGAUCCAUACGGAGACUGGUGGGAUAAGCAAGAGCGACGAAACUAUGGAGAGCCAGUCCAUGAGGAUCAUGACAUUCUCGGCAUGUUUUCUCCGUACGAAUACACAUGGGUCUCCUCUGGAAAAGGAUUACUGCAAAUUGGCGCAUUUAUCGCUACCUUCGUCGGAGUAUGUUGGAUGGUGGGUAGGGUAUAUCCCGACAAACCGUCUUUCCCCCGGGAAUUUGAAGGUGGCCUUGAACGAGAACUAGGCGGUGCUGGUGCUUUAAGGGCAAGAGCUCCUGGCGACCCAGAACCGUAUCAAAUUGAAGAGGCGGAAGAAGAGUAA
Molecule: messenger RNA, 555 nt
Organism: Daldinia childiae
Lineage: Eukaryota; Fungi; Ascomycota; Sordariomycetes; Xylariales; Hypoxylaceae
Exons: 3
Coding region: 1-555 (184 amino acids)
Cellular component (GO): mitochondrion
Source: RefSeq, a predicted model, not a curated record